GACACUCUUCUCUCCUAUUCUCCUUUCCUCUGGCGACUGAGAAGAAGCUCGACCAACACCCACGAAAACAGUCGUCGACCUCUCUGAUCAUAGCAGAUCGAGCUUGUAGAAUCGUCGUCUAUCUCUCCAAAAAGAGUCGUCCCCCCGUUUUUCGGUUUGUCUGCACCGAAAAGGUAAGAUUUCAUGACUGUGAUACAUGUAUGGACUCGAUUAGGGUUUUGUUUUUGGUUAUGUGAAAUGGUGUCUUCUCUCUCUUCUUCACUUUGUGAUUAGGGUUGAAAACCCCCUUUUGACUGCGAUCUGUUAUUAGUUGAGAUGAAUUGCAAACCCAUGUUAAGGAUUCGCUUUUGUUGGCUUCCAUGAAUGAGCUCGGCCUUUUAUUUUUUGGUUGUGGAAGAAGUGAAAUAUCAUUUUUAGGUGAUGAAAAAUGUUCCUGAUUAAAUAUUGAGAUAAUUAUUUUGUGUGAGUUUUGCUUGUUGAAUUUUUUUAAUUAUCAAUCUUUGGAAUUUUGAAAAGAAAUUAGGGGAUUUUCAUGUUAAGAUGAUGAGAGCAUUUAGCUUCAAAAUUAAAUUAUGUUUGUUAAUUGUUUUCAUUUUAUUACUUUUCUAAUUGUAAAUAUUCUGUUUGUCCUUUGAAGAGAAUUUAGUGAAUGAACAUGUUGAUAUUCGCCAAUUUGUUUGAAUUCUGUUUCCUGGAGUUCGUAUAGAAUAAACCCACAAUUUGGCCAUAUUGAUGGGUAUCUUUUUGUAAUUCUGGGCACUGUUCACAUCCUCAAAGUUUUUUAUCUCUUUCCUGAUUAAAGGCACCCAAACAAAAUGUUUUUCUUUUGUUUUUUACCUUUUUUAUUAUAUUAUGCUUCAUUGAGGUUGUGUCCCCAAGUCAGUUGCUAUUAGUUUGAACAUUGAAGAUUUAUUAGUUUUAACAUGGAUAGUUCAUUGGCCUUCAAAAAUACAUUCAAGAUUUAUUUUGUCCAUUUGUUUUUGUAUGUAAGAACAGAGGGAAGACAAUUGAUCAUUAGUGAGCUAUGGUCCUUUUAUUUAUUUUUUUCCCCUCUUUACACUCCCCUCCAAGAAACCAUGAUGAAUUGGGACCAGCAUUUGGGGAAGAGAAUGGGUUCGUUGAAUUAUCAGAGCCUAGUAUUAGGUGUUGGGAGGUUGUCAAGGGGUGUAUACUUUAAUGGAGGAGAUGUUUUGGAGUUGCAACCUUGCUGCUUGUGGGUGAAUAUCUGGAGAGGGGGAGAGAGUUUUUGUCAGUCAUCAUUUUUAUUUCUUAGUCAUUUUCCUAUUCUUGGAAGGAUAAUUUCUUGUAUGCAUGCUUGUUUCCUACUUAGAUGCUAUGGAAGGAUAAAAUCCAAGUUUUGGACACUUAAAAUUGUUAUGGAUACUUAGACGAGUUCGGUCUAGCUGAGAGUUUGUCCAAUUCAAGCUCAAAUUGAAAUGUAAAGGGAUCUAUUCAAGCCCAGUCUGAGCUUGACCUCUAGCCUGAAUUUUCUUGGCUGAGCCUGAGCAUGAGCUUGUCUCAAAAAUAAUUUGGGCUUGGCUCAAGCAGUCCAAAUACGAUGCAAAAUUUAUUCGAAAAUACAAAAGAUCCUCUCAAAAAAUACAUAAACGGAACAUACAUAAUAAGAAUUUGUUUUGAGUUAUAUGUACUAAGUAACAGAACAUAUUACAUUGCAAUAUAAUUGAAUCCAACAGUGAAAAAAAUCAAUAUUUUCUAUCUAUAUUUUAUGUUUAUUAUUAUUUAUAAUUUGGGUAGCGCUAAUGCCACGAAGUGCAAUGCUUGAUCAAGUCAGUUGAUUCUCCUGCUCUUUUCUUCUCUCCUACCCAACCCUAAAAACAGGGCAUUGACCGGUUAGAUCUUGACAACUCAUAUUUAACCAAUGCUCAAGCCCGUGGGCAUAUCACACUGUUGUUCCCCUUCAUAUAGCUUUCACUAUUUCAAUUAAAUAAAUGUACAUAUUUGUGCCAAUGUUUUAUAAAGAAAGUUUUUUGAGGCAACAAUACUAAGAUAGGUAUUAGGUAAGCUUUGAAGAACCAACUGAAAAUCUUGUCUGGUUGAAUUUAAUCUUUUAACUUUAUUAGUUCGUAAAUCUUUUGACUUUAUUAGUUAAUGUUCCUAAAAUUGUCAUUAUGUUAGAAACAUUUACUUCAAUCAAUACUUCAUGGUGCAAUGUAUUUACAAUUAGCUUCCCAAUGAGGAUUUGGAUUCAAUUGUUCCUAAUUAAUGCAGAGGCAUGUCAUUCUCUAGUAACUAUUAUUCUAGUGGUGAGAGCUUCGACUUGAGAUAUGAGGCUUUGAAAUGUGAUUGUGGGUUAAGAGCUGCCAUAAGGGUUACCCAGUCUGACAAGCCAUCUAAAGGGAAGAGAAAUUGUCAAUUUUGGAAGUGGUGUACCCCAAAAUCUGUGACGAUGGUAGAGAGGCUGAGGAACAAGAGAAUGAUUGAUCAAAAUCAACAUAUGGAGACUGUAGGACUAACAGUGAAGAACCAGAUGCUUGAGCAAUCCAAUGCUUUCAUGAAGCAGCUUGUUGUGGGUCUGCUCACGAUUUGUAUUGUUAUAAUGAGUACCCAAGAGGAAACACAACCUGAAAAUAGGAAAAACAAGGGAAAAUCAAGUCAGGUACCAUCCGUUAAAGCUCAUUGGGAUGCAAAAUCAAAUGAAAUUUUUAUUAAGCUUUGUGUUGAGCAAGUGAAGGUUGGACAUAGACCUGGUACACACUUAGAUAGGGUCAGGUGGGAAAAUGUGGUAACUAAGUUUAAAAGUAUGACUGGAAAAGCAUACCAACGAAUACAAAUGAAAAAUCAUUGGGAUGUGUUGAAAAAAGAUUGGCUUCUAUGGAAUAAUUGUUAAGAGGUGAGACAGGCUUAGACCGUGAUACAUUGAUUGGAGCUAUAUCUAUAUCUGAUGAGUGGUGGAACAAGAAAUUGGAGGUACGUUAAUUGCUUAACGUACAUAUUUUGUUUGUUUUAUCUCAAUUAAAUACACCAAAUUUUGUUACUUGACAUUGUUAAAUUUUCCUUUGUAAUUGUUGCAGAGGUAUCCUGAUGCUGCUAGAUUCCGAUGUAUGCCGUUGUAAUUCACUGAAGACUUAGACAUACUAUUCUCAGAUACAGCUGCUACAGGAGAAUGGGCAUACACUCCUAGCUCCGGGGUAAUGCCUCACACUGAUGAGACUCCGGAGAAAUUUCAUACCCCACAUGAUGCUGAAUUUCAUGAUGAUGCUGAUUUGGAGGUGGUUCAUCCU
Camellia sinensis is the source of this 3242-nucleotide messenger RNA. The record is from RefSeq and is a predicted model, not a curated record. Lineage: Eukaryota; Viridiplantae; Streptophyta; Magnoliopsida; Ericales; Theaceae.